AUGACGUCAUAUCCGGCUCAGCAUCAUAAUCUGAAUCGCACCUCCAAAAUGGUGGUUGACAAUUAUGUAAAAAUAAAAAAAGAUAGAUUAAGAUUUUGUGCAAAUAAUCAAGCUCAAUUGAGAAGUGAAACAUAUAAAGGACUGAUGGAUUAUUUACACAAUCAUGAGUUGGAAAAUGAUGUGCACGUGGGAAAAACGCUUAUAUUGCCUUCUACUUUUAUAGGAUCACCUCGCAAUAUGAUGCAACAAUAUCAGGAUUCGAUGGCUAUUGUUGCUCGUCAUGGUAGACUAGAUUUAUUUAUCACAAUGACGUGUAAUCCAAAUUGGAAAGAGAUACAGGAAAAUUUAUUCCCCUGUCAAACUGCUGCUGAUAGACCUGAUAUCUUUCCUAAUUUUAUUUUGUGUUCAUACAUUUUUCUAUUUUCAUACGUGUGCAGUUAUUACGGUCUUGGAUUGUGGUUACCAGAAUUGUUUAACCGCUUUGAGACUUAUUACAAACAUCAUCCAAAUAGUUCUGUGUCUGUCUGCGAAUUAAUAAAUGACGCAAAUAAAAUUGAUGUUUCAAAUAUAAGUAAAUAUAAUCUUUCCUGCACUGGAAUAAACGAACAGGUCUUUAUAAAUACAUUAAUUAUCAACGCAGUUUGUUUGUUGGGAAAUGUUACUUCUGGAUAUUAUGCUGAUCGAGUAGAACGGCGAACAAUACCAGUGACUACAAUGUUAAUUGCUGGCAUGGCUGGUGUAGCAAUUUAUUUUGUAACAUCAUCACUACAAAAUCUUAUUGUUUCCUGUAUAUUUUCUGUUGCAAUUGCAACAGCCAAUUUUGCCCUAAGUGGUGCUGUGAUUGACAUUUUUCCAACUCACGUUGGUGCUAUGGCUAUUUGUUUAUCCGUAUGUUUUGGCAGAAUAGGAGCAAUACUCAGUAAUUUAAUUUUUGGAAUGCUCUUAGAUAUUAGUUGUGACAUUCCAAUUUUUUUGGUUGCAUCUAUGGUUCUCCUUGGUGGUUUUCUGGGAUUCUUAAUUCCUCAAUCUAGACGUAGAAUAUAGUCUUUAUUAUUUUGUUUUACUCUAUCGUCGGAAAUUGGUAGUACGGCUAUAUGUGCACGGCCCAAACCAUACUAAUUUUCAAAUCACUAUUUAUAAGUAAAAAAAUGUCAGAAAAUUUAAAAAAUGCAUCAGAAGAAAGCUUAUAAAAUUCUACGUUCAAUGAAACAAUAUUGAAAAUUUUAAUACAUUAUACAAAGAUUUUAGUGCUAAACAAGUUUGAAGAAAAUAAAAAUUUUUCAUUUGACAUUUUUUAACCUCUGGAGUAUUUUUGAAAAAUUGCAAAAAAAAAUUAAAACAUAUAGGGGACAUUCCACGUUAACUGUGUCAGAGCUCCAAACAGGGCCGGAUUUACUUGACAGGGGGCCCUACGCAACCCUGGUAGGGGCCCCAUGUAAGGAAAGGUUUUUUCAAAAAUUUACCAAGUUUAAAAUUUUAAGUAAAGUAUAUUUUAUAUUAGAAUUAAGCACGCUACUUAAAUUUCUAAACAUUUAAAAUUAUUUUGCAAAAUACUUUUUUCUUUAAAAAUUUUUUCAUUUUUUAUAACAAAUAUUUUAGAUGGUUGGGCCUUUAUGCUGUGGGGGCCCAUAGGCAGUUGCCUAGUUUGCCUCUGUAUAAAUCCGGCCCUGGCUUUAAACAAAAAUUGCUCUAAAGGAUUUAAAUAUUCUAGCGCUUAAAAGAUUUCCACAUUCGUGUACUUUAAGAUGUCGAUGGGCGUUUUAAAAAAAAUUUCAUUUUCGAUUUCAACAGAACUGUCAAAUGUCCAAAAAGUUUAAAAUACCUACUUUUAUGAAUUAAAUUAUUCUGUAAUUCAUUCUUUAACAGUUUUUAGGGUCGCUGAUUUCGAAUAAGAAGUCACUUUUUACAAAUUAAAAAUGGCGGAUCCAAUAUGGCCCAUCGGCAUCUGAAAGUACACGAAUGUAAAAAUCUUUUAAGCACUAUAGAAUGUUUAAAUCCAUCAAAGAAAUUUUUGUUUGGAUCUCUGUUCCUUGUUGACGUGGAAUGUCCCACAUAUAUCAUCAUUCAAAUCUCAUCUUUAAUUUAAGACCAAAAUAGUUAAACAUUGUAUUCCUUUUCAAACUUGUCAAGUGCUAAAAUCAUUUAAUAAUUUUUUUAAAUUAUCAAUUGCGUAUCAUUAAACGUUAAAUAUUAUAAGAUUUCAAAAAAUGAUAUAUUUUAAAUUUUUUUUGGCAUUUGCUUCCCUAAUAGCAACGGAUAUUCAGGGAUAUCCUACAGACGUCCGAAUCACAUCUGGAAAUUUGGAUAUACCUAAGAUAUUGUUAAGAAAAUUCCUUAAUUUGGAUAUCCUUAAGACAUCUCAGGACAUCCUACGGAUAUAAUAGAUUCCAGAUAUGCUUAGUACAUCCGUAGAAUAUCCGAAUGUUGUUAGGGUUUACUUAAAUAUCGUGAUUGAAAGACUAGUAUAUUUUUGGCCGCACUUCUGCAGCAGUACCGAGAAUUUCUGAUGAUAGAGAAUUCUAUACGUCGGAUAAGGGAAAACAACAACGUGUUUGCUACGAUACAAGACGAGAAGACUCACGUGAUUGAUUGUCAGAAUUGAUAAAAUAUAUUUUAACCAUAUAUUUGUGAGUUAAUCAAAUUAAUAAUAUAAUGACAUAUUGUAAAACUUUAAUAUAGCUUCACUACUCUGAAUUGUUAUUUUUCAGAUUAAUAUAAUAAGGUGAUUAUAUUAUUAAAAUUGUAUCUUAAAUUUCUAUAUGAUAGUUAAUAAAAUUUCUGUUUUAUAAGAUAUUUAAAUAUAAUAUAUUACAGUAUAAUAUUUGUAUGCUCCACUUAUUAUGCUUGUUCAUUUACAUGAAAGCACAAUAAAAGCGUGGAAGACGUACAUUGAGAGCCAAAAAUAUUAUUACUGAAAGAAAGUAUUAUAAUUUUCUUUAAAAUAAAGUUUUAGUGUGUUUCAAAUUUAAUUAAAUUUUCUAUUUAAUUAAGAAAGAAAAAAUCUCUUUUACAAGGG
Leptopilina heterotoma is the source of this 3016-nucleotide messenger RNA. RefSeq lists its product as uncharacterized. The record is from RefSeq and is a predicted model, not a curated record. The transcript is spliced from 5 exons. The coding region runs from base 1 to 1044 and encodes 347 amino acids. NCBI's taxonomy places the organism in Eukaryota, Metazoa, Arthropoda, Insecta, Hymenoptera, Figitidae.